AUGGGUUCAACCGCCACCACCGCCAACAUGGCUCACGAGACUCUGGCUCGUGUCUAUGCCUCCUCGGACGUUGCUGCCACGAGAACUUUAUACGACGAAUGGGCCAAGACGUACGACCAGGAAAUGGCAGACCAGUCCCAAAACUACGUGGGACCUGCCCUCGCCAGUGCAUGUGUUUUCAAGCUCCUCGGCCCGGAGAACAUUGCUCGCGCCAGCAUCCUCGACGCUGGCUGCGGAACCGGCCUGGUCGGCCUUCACCUUGCCAAGGUUGGUGCCAAAAACAUCGACGGAAUUGACCUUAGCCCUGGCAUGCUGGAUAUUGCCCGUAAGACCGGAGUCUACAAAGGCCUCGACGUUACCGACAUGUCCAAACCCAUCCCCCAAAAGGACGACUCCUACAAGGUGGUGGUUUGCAUCGGCACCUUUACACAGGGUCAUGUCGGACCAGAAGCCAUGUCAGAGCUGGUGAGAGUUACUGAAAAGACUGGUUUGAUCGUCGCCACCGUUCUUGCUACCAUAUGGGAGAGCGGCGGCUACGCUGCCAAAGUCGCCGCCCUCGCUGAAGAGGGCAAGGUCAAGGUUGUGAGUACCGACCUUACCGACUACCGUCAGGGAGCUGGCAUUCAGGCUCGCAUGGUUAUUCUUCAAGUGCUAUAG
Messenger RNA from Pochonia chlamydosporia 170, 657 nucleotides. Its product is annotated as methyltransferase domain-containing protein. The record is from RefSeq and is a predicted model, not a curated record. NCBI's taxonomy places the organism in Eukaryota, Fungi, Ascomycota, Sordariomycetes, Hypocreales, Clavicipitaceae. The transcript has a single exon. Bases 1 to 657 code for a protein of 218 amino acids.